Molecule: messenger RNA, 15474 nt
Organism: Strongylocentrotus purpuratus (purple sea urchin)
Lineage: Eukaryota; Metazoa; Echinodermata; Echinoidea; Camarodonta; Strongylocentrotidae
Product: DNA polymerase zeta catalytic subunit
Exons: 33
Coding region: 207-10091 (3294 amino acids)
Biological process (GO): error-prone translesion synthesis; double-strand break repair via homologous recombination
Cellular component (GO): nucleus; zeta DNA polymerase complex
Molecular function (GO): nucleotide binding; DNA-directed DNA polymerase activity; DNA binding
Source: RefSeq, a predicted model, not a curated record
AGGCUUGCGGAUGAGUCACAAAAAUAACCCUGGAUCGUGAAUUUAUUUUGGACCACGGUCAUGUUUUGACUCGCCUGCGCCUGAAAAUGUAAAAUUUUCUUUUGAAUGUUCGAUGGAUGUAUCAAGUUAAUGCGUGAGAAGCGUAUGCAGAGCUUAACGAAGAGAGAUGAUUGAUAGCUGCAUGUACGUGUAGUCUACCAGGCAAGAUGUUUUCUGUUCGGAUUGUGACCCUCAACCACUACCAGGCACCCCCCAUUGAAGAUUUGGAUGUGACCUUCUCAGAGUUCAGGGGGUCAGAGGUCAGGCAGGUCCCAGUGAUCAGGGUCUUCGGCUCUACUCCAUCUGGCCAGAAAACCUGUCUGCAUGUCCAUGGAGUCUUCCCCUACAUCUACAUCCCCUACGAUGGCACCCAGCCAACUGACCGCUACCUCCAUCAGAUGGCCAGCAGUCUGGACACUGCCCUGCAGGUGGCCCAAGGGAAGGGCUCGUCCACUGUCCAGCAUGUCUUCAAGAUCUCCCUGGUCUCUGGCUUACCUCUUUAUGGAUACCACAAGUCAGAGAGGCAGUUUAUGAAAAUCUAUUUCUACAAUCCUGCUGUCAGAAGGAGGGCUGUUGAGCUUCUUCAGAAUGGUGCUGUCAUGAACAAAAUCUUCCAGCCUCACGAAUCACAUGUUCCUUUUAAUCUCCAGUUUCUGAUUGACUACAACCUGUAUGGAAUGAACAUGCUGAACCUAGCUGCAGUGAAGUUUCGGAGGCCAGAGGAGGCAACAGAUUCAUCCAAUCAAAAGCUUUCUUCACCCAAACCGUCCACAAGCUUCCAAGCCACCAGCCCACCCGGAGCACCCACCCCCCUGAGACGACGCCACAGCAGCAGCGGCAGCAUGAGCGUCUGCACCCAGGUGUGGGGGGAUGAGAACAUCCCCUCCUCCCAGUGGCUCGGGGAGGACGUCAAGAGGCAGAGCUGCUCUGAGCUGGAGGUGGACGGCGUCGCUGCCGAUAUCCUCAACAGGAUGGACCUGCAAGAUAAUGCUGAGACGAACCCAGGUCUUGUGGGUAUUUGGGAGGAUGAGAAACAGAGGAGAGAACAACUCGAUCAGAUGGAUCAACUUCUUCCUCCAUCAUCACCAGAGCGGGGAGAUAUUCCACUCUUGAGUGCAGAGAAGAAGUGGAAGACAAGGUUACAGGAGAUUGUGGAGAAGCAAGUUAAAGACCUGCAGGAAAUGGAGGGCCAGGUUACUAGCAGUGAAGAUGAGCCCAUGGACACAGAGAGUAGUGAAGAGGUCAUGCCACCCUCCCAAAUUAGUAUCCCUUGCACCCCUGCUAACGAAGUGGAAUAUCACUACUCACAAAAUCCAGCAGACAGUGAGCCCUCUCAGAGGCAGAGCUUCAGCGGUGAUGUUGCACCAGUCGUCAACGAGGAGUUGGUCUACUCCAUCCUGGAAGCAUCACAGAGAUUGUCACAGUCACAGGGACAAGAUACAUGUGAUGAAGAGCUUGCUAAUCUGCUGGUAGAUCUUGUUCAUGAGGAGGAGGAGGAAGACCUGGUACUAUCUGGGAGAAUGAGCACCCAAAGCUCCAGGGGAUUUCCAAAACCUUCUGGCAUCGAUAUAUCCGACUCUGAUGAUGAGGACAGUCCUGAGCUUGAGGCCCAGGCGGAGAAGGAGAUGUCACAGGCCUGGAUUGUUCUAGAUGAAGAGCUUGAGGAAGGAGAGCAGGCAGAGGAAGAUAAGAGCAGAAAGAGUAGACAACCAGCUGAUAUCAGUCAAAGUGCACAGUUAAAUGAGCUCAUUGGUGAGAUAGAGGAAGCAGGGGAUGAAGCAUCUCAGAGGUCAAGCCAGAGGUCAGGCCAGAGUGGGGAUGUGCCAAUACCUCAGCUAGAUGGAAGCUCGGACAUCAAUCCAGGGGAAGGUGAAAGGAAAGACAAAUCAAAGUCAGUUGUUGGUAGCGGCAGACAAGGAUCAAAGAGUCCUCGCAAGCAAGACAGUGCCGUAGGUUCUGAAAGGCCGUUGGCAGCAGACAAAAUUGCCAGGAAACCUCACAUGGCUGUUGAUGGUCCUCUAGGGGAUAUCUGUGAUGCCUUAGAGCCCUUGGAAGAAUCUCCUAAAAAGAAACGUGCUCCUGCCAGAAAGAAGAAGGGACUUUCAAUUGCCUCCAAAAGUACAAGAAGUCCAAGAAAACUCAUGAAUGGAAGACACGAUGAAGCUUCUCCUGUCUUUGAAAAGGCUGGUAAGGUCCAAAGAAGAAAGGCCAGUAAUUCUUCUAGAUCAGCAGGGAAACGGACCAAGCGGAUACUUCAAGGUGAAGGCAAAGUUGAGAACUCUCAUGAGAAUAGUUCACACAAACCUCUUGUUUCGCUUGGAAGAGGAAGAAUGGGAAGUAAGAGUCCACGUAAGUCAUCAGAAAGGGCUGACUUUCCCUUCUGCGCUGAAACAAUGUCCCGUAGUCCUCAGAAACCUCUGCAGGGGCCACUAGAAAAGUACUCUAAUGCCAUUGAAUACAAACUUGCACCUUGUUUUCAGUAUGCUGAAUCACUAAAGCCAAAAGAUUACAAAAGGUUACUACAAAGGGGUACCUCUCCCAGACCUAUGGAUACCAAGAAAAGGAGACAUAGGCAGCCAUCAGGAAAUGAAAAAUGUUCAACAACUAGCCCAAGACGAAAGAGACGUGGAUUGAAGAGCAAUUCCCCAAGAUUAAGAAGGAACAGUUCUAAGGUGGAAGAUGUUGACAAUCCUCCAUCAAGUGGAAGGAGGAGGAGAAACUCAACGAAAGAGGAAUCUCCCCAACAAAGCUCUAGUGCCACAAACAGCAGUGCUCUGAGAGUAAGGAGAACCAAUUCAGCGGUUUCUCCCAGGAGAAGAACCUCUCAGGAAUCUUCAAGGCUUCAGAGUGUGUCUUCAGAUGAAGACUUUAAAGAGAGUAAACCUCAUGCAUCAUUUCGAAGAGGGAAUACUGGAAACAAGGACACUCGUAAAAAGGUAGAGGAAGGGAAAUCGAGUAGGAAGAUGGCCAAGGGCAUAAGGUCAAAGAGAAGCUAUCGUCAAACGCCUGAUAUCCCAGAUGUUGUCAAAGACUGUUCUGUACCUAAGGAACCGGCCAGAUCUCCUGGUAAAAAUGGAAGUGGCAGGGGAGGAAAGAAGAGCCCUAGAAGGCGGCAGCAACAAAAUGAUAAACCAUUCAUCUCAGACAGAAUAAUCCGCAGCCCUCACAAACCAAUGGAAGGAGCUGUCUCGGUAUACAUUAAAGCCAUUGGCUAUAAGAUAGCACCUUUGUUUCAGUAUGCAGAGUCUGUUAAACCUAAGCCCAAAGUGGUCAUAGCUCCUUUGGAACUAUCCACAUCCCCCACGAACAUCCUAAAGAGAAGUAAUAGCAUAGCUGUCAGUGCCUGUGAGAAAUCUCCAAAGAUUCCAGCCAAUGUUGUCCGAAGAAUAAGUAUGCCAGUUGGAAGCUCCCCAGAUAAAUCAAUUCAAGGCCCAUCAAAAAGUCCAAAGGCUCAAAGAAGAACCAACAACCUAUUUGACAAAUCAUCCAGAUCUCCUGCCAAACAACGUAACAGAGAACCUGUGAAGGUUGCAAAGAGAAGCCGUCCAACAGCAAAGGCUGAAGUAAAAUUAUCUCCAAGGCAAAAGAGGAGCAGACCAGAAAAGUCUACAUCCUGUAUGGAAUUGGGCUCUGAAGAUCAGUCCCAGUCUCCUCUGUUAGAUCGAUCAUUUGUCUUUGAUAGUAUUCUGACUAGUCCAUCAACAGUGGGUAGGGGACAUAUGGGUCAAAGAAGUCCCAGGGAUUUGAGGAAGUUGGAAAGCAAAGGGUCACCUGUGCCUUCUUCCAAACAGAUUGGAAGAUCACCUCUGAAAGGUGUGAGGGAUCUUUCUGGUAAACUGGUGCAGAUUCAAGCAUCUGAUAACAGAACAAUCCAAGAUGGGGACUUUGGAGAAUUCAAGACUGAACGUAGAAAAAAAGCUAACCGUUUGAAGACUGACAAAAAGGAGAACCUAUCUGACAAAAGCAAAGAGGACAAAGAAAUGAAGCAUAAAAAGGCAAAACAACAGCGGUCCAAAGAUGAUAAGGGGACAAAAAGUACCACAUCCCAAGGAGAUCGAAAGAAAGAGCCAAGGGCGCGGAAAAAGAAAGACAAGAACCUAGAUGGAAGGAGCGAAAGAAGUAAAAAGAACAGAGGGCCUGAAGAAAAACCUGUGAAGAAGGGUCGAAAGCCUUCUGCAUUAAAAUUUCAUCCUGUCACUAUGCCAUUCGUGAGGCUGAGGGAAGCUACAUGGCCAAAGUUGAAAGCAUGCAAAGAACUCAAUCCCAAUCUCAUCUUGAGAAAGCUUUGCUUAGAUGAGGGAAGCUGGAGGGAAGUUGUCAGGAAUGCCCUCUACAGAGACCUCAAUCGACUGGCAAAGAGUAAAAGAAGUCUGGGAGAUGAGGAAAACACAGAUGCCAAAAGAGUCAAGAAUGGUAUUAGCACCCCUUGGGGGAAAGGCCCAGCAUCGUCAUCACCCAGAAAGGAACAGCUGAAAGCCAUAAUGGUUGCAAAACAAGGCAAGGAUAUCUACAAAAGAUUAAAAGGAGCAACUCCAAGGAGAAGAGCAAAGUCCAAGAUACAAGACAUCUAUGGGGGUGGUCCUGACAACAAAGUUUGGAACUUUGUUCCUCCGAUCACUCCUCCAGACGACGAGAUCACAAAGAACCCCAUUCCAGAGAUCUCAGAACUGAGCAAGGAUGAUUCUCGAGAUGUGAUGUGGCGGUUGGCAUGCUAUUCUCCACAGCGUCCAGAGAAGAUUAGUUCUCCGCCGAGAUGCUGGUCUCCACUGAGCAAGAUAUCUGAUACCGAAGAGGAAUACGAGGAGGAUGAUGAGUACAUAGACAAGGAAAAUGGAGUAGCGCCCCUGCCGGUUGAAAAUGUUGGGAAGGAGGAAGGGACAGUUGCUGUCCACACCUCUGAUAACGAAAUGGAUAUUAUUGAGAGAAACCUUGGGCAGAUUUCAGACUUUAGCGUCUAUGAAAAGAUGCUAGGCGGCACAACUGCAGGAAGGUCCCUUCAACAAGAGACAAAAUCAACCAAUGAUGAUUUUGCCCUGGAGCAUUUCCAGGAAGAUGUCUCUGGAAUCUUUAAUCACCUCCAUGGAAAUUUAGAGAAGGACGCCAUCUCUGAUGAAUUUGCCAAACUUGAUAAUUCUGUUCCCAACAGCCAUGUCAAUAGGAUGGAAAGGGGGAAGCAGAUACCAUCUCAACUCGGUCAAGUUUCUAAUCAACAUAGACGAACAAGCAAGGUUAAUGGUAGUCACUGUACUACUGAAGCCCAGGUUCACCAUCAUGCAACGAGUAGCCAAAGUCAGCAACUGGCACGAGAUAGUGCAAGCAAAUCUAGAGGACAUUCUGUACCACAGAGUAGUCCACUUCUACCUCAAAAUAAUAUCCCAAUGCAGGCUGCUUCUCAAUCCAAUUCUGAGGGAAGUGUGAGUAACAGUUCAUCUCAGAUUCCUCCGGGCCAGAAGCCUCCUCCAUAUUAUUCUGACAUAACCAACUCUGGAUCAUCAUCGCCAUAUACAGCUCAUUCUCCACGCAGCAUUGAGAGAAGUGCAAGCAACUCCAGCUCCAUUCAAUUCGCUGUCCAUAGCCAGGGUAAGACCUUGCAGACACCAGGAUCACAAGAACCAACAACCAUUCCAGAGACAGACUCUGAACAUAGUAGUGGCAGCCCUCCUCAGCAUCAGUACAACUCCAGUCAACCUACACAACUUACCACUCAAGGAAAUCACUCCAAAGAACCAGUUAUCCAUCCAGGAAACAGUACAAACAACCAAUCGGUGUACUACCACGGUGCUUCGCAUACAAGCCAAAGCAUGUACGACAUGUCCAGCCAUUCUCUUAAUCAGUCAACAGCCUAUACCAAUGAUAGGGUGUCAAACCAGAGUCAGGGCUUCAGCCAACCGCAUCUUCCGCCCUACCCGUCUCCAGGUAACAAUCAGGGAUACCCACCUCCGUACCCGUCCACCCAGUCCUCCUACCCCAACCCUCCAUCCCAAUCCCCUAACCACCAGCACCAGUCACCCAGUUCUGGAUCGCAGACCCAUGCUGCUUACAGAGUGCCCUAUCAACCGGGUCCCCAGCAGCACCCGUACCAAGACAGCAACGGAUCUACAGUCCCGGCAGCCAAGCCCAAGAUCUGGCGGCCUGUGGCUAUGCCUCCGACAGACACCAUGGUUAGGAGCAGCCUCCAGGAGUAUGGAUUGCCAGAGGUUCACCACCAAGGUGCAUACUGGGGAAAUCCUCAGGAUCAUGCUGGGAGACAGAGGGAGGGCCUUGGCCAAGCACAUGUUCAGACCAUGCUUCCCUCAUCACUGCAGCCUGCUGAAACCCCCUGUGGAACGAUGGGACUGAACCAUUGGCAGACAGUUGUCCAAUCACAGGGAGAGGCAUCAUCUUCCCAGGGCUAUCCCACUUCUCAUCAGGGGUACAACAGAGAUGCUGUGUGGAUGCCUUCAAAGUAUCCCCCACCUCGAGGAUCAGUGGCUGGAUGGCUGAAUACCAAACAGCCAGGAGAGCAGAGACAUGGCUUUAGGCAUGACAAUCCGGCUGCUCCUCCAGGGUACAAGCAGAAUCAUGAACAUGGGCAACAAGCUGUGACACUGCCACCUUCCUCACCAGGACAGAGUACGCCCUUCUUGCCACAACAACACAAUGGCAACCUGCCCAGCAAUCAGAACAACCACUACACAACACCCCAAGGACAGCAGGCACACAUGGAGAGUGAUGAUCGCAACAAUGCACCACAGCUACCACUUAGUGGCCAGCAAAAUGUGAUUCCGCCACAAGGCACUUCGCCCUUGCAACCUGGUGCUUACCCGUUACAGUCGUCGACCCAGCAACAAACUGCGACUCCUAGGCAACAGCCUCUACAAGCAACUCAACCAACGCCUGCUGCUGCAGAUAGUAAACAUCCAACAUCAUCUCUACAUGUAUCAGCCACAUCUUGUGGAAGCAGCAAUGGCAUCCCUGCUCAGGGACAACCUACAACAAGGGUUUGCCCCAAUGACCCCUCUACAGCUACCAACUCCAACAACCCAGCCACAACUCCUGGUGGCAAGCAGAAAACCAGACCCCAUAAAGGUUCCAGUAUGACUACUCCCGUGGCUGGGAUUCCUAGAGGGGCGCAGAGUUGUACCCCUCCUCUGUCAAGCACCCCACUCCGCCCGUUGUCAAGGACUGCUAUGAUGUCACAGGAACAACCUGGAGUGACUCCCAUUGCCAUGCAGAAGCCUACACCCCUCAUGGACCUUACCAAGAUGAAGCACCCUUCCCUUCCAUGCACUCCUGCACAGGUUACUCCAGACGCUGCACUGCGGAAGAAACGCUCGUUGACCUCUCAGAUUGAGGGACCGACCCCAAAGAAUACCUAUGGCUUCAAGGUCAGCCAGGGAAAUGUUCAAGAUGCAAAAGCUCUUCAUGUGGUUCAGCACCUGACCACCAUGAGUCUUGAAGUCCAUGCCCGUACAAGACGGGACUACCAUCCCGACCCUGAAUUUGACCCCAUACGAGCCAUAUUCUACUGCAUCCAUACAGAUGGCCCUGACAACAAAGCCCCACCCGGUAACCAUCACCGUGGCAAUGUCGAUGACCCCAAAGCUUCGGCAGAUGCAAGCAAAGACGUCAGUGAUGAGGGUCACAUCAGGGUCGGGGUGAUUAUGGUUGACCUCUCAAAGAAGGGGUCAAAGGGCGAUGGAGGGAACGUGACUGACUUGAAUGUGGUGACCCAGCGGGAUUGGAUGGCCAGGUCAGGGGUCAUGGGGAUAGAGGUCACGUAUGUGGAGGAAGAGAAGGAGAUGUUUGAGGAGUUUGUCAAACUUGUUAGGAGACAUGAUCCGGACAUGUUGGCAGGGUUUGAGAUUCAGCAGCUUUCAUGGGGUUACCUCUUCCAGAGAGCAGCUUUCCUUGAGGUACAGCUCUGUCAACUGAUCUCAAGAUUACCAGAUGAUAAGCGUGAGAGUCACUUUGCCGCAGAGAAAGAUGCGUACGGCGCCGACCACAUGUCAGAGAUCACAGUGGCUGGAAGGGUUGUCCUUAAUCUAUGGAGGAUAAUCAGGCACGAGGUGACUCUUAACAUCUACACCUUUGAGAAUGUUGCAUACCAUGUCCUUCACCAGCGGCUCCCUCUCUUUACGUUCCGCUCCUUGACCGACUGGUUUGACCACAUUACCGCGUGCUACAGGUGGAGGACAAUUGAGUACUAUGCUGACAGAGUGAAAGGGAACAUCCAACUUAUCAAGAAACUCGAUCUGAUUGGAAGGACCAGCGAGCUAGCCAGGCUCUUUGGUAUCGAGUUCUACUCUGUGCUAUCAAGAGGUUCUCAGUAUCGAGUCGAGUCCAUGAUGUUGCGGCAGGCUAAGGGCGGGAAUUACAUCGCCGUAUCGCCCAGUGUCCAGCAGAGGUCGCGGUCGAAGGCACCAGAGUGCAUCCCCCUCGUCAUGGAACCGGAGUCAAGAUUCUAUGAGGAUCCCGUCAUCGUGCUCGACUUCGCAUCCCUCUACCCGUCCAUGAUGAUCGCGUACAACUAUUGCUUCUCCACCUGUCUCGGCCGCGUGGAACAUCUUGCCCAAGGCGGUGAGUUUGUUUUGGGUUGUCGCACCCUCUCUAUCCCUCCUAAGCAACUGGACCAGCUCCUGGCCUCGGGUGGUGUCCACAUAGCCCCUAACGGUAUAGCCUUUGUGAAACACAGCGUCAGGAAUGGUGUCCUCCCCAGGAUGUUGGAUCAGAUUCUCAAUACAAGGACCAUGGUGAAGAAAGCACUUAAAGAUCACAGAGGAGACAAGGUGUUGGAGAGGAUGCUGGAUAACAGGCAGCUGGGGUUGAAGCUGAUAGCAAACGUGACCUAUGGCUACACGUCGGCUAACUUCUCUGGACGAAUGCCUUGUAUUGAGGUUGGUGACAGUGUGGUGAGGAAGGGGCGAGAGACCCUCGAGAGGGCCAUCAAGAUGGUCGAAACCACCGCUAAGUGGGACGCUAGAGUGGUUUAUGGAGACACAGACAGUUUGUUUGUGCUGGUGAAGGGCGCAACCAAAGCCAGAGCCUUUGAGAUUGGGAGAGAGAUCGUUGCAGCCGUUUCUGCGGAGAACCCUAAACCUGUCAAACUCAAGCUGGAGAAGGUGUACAAACCGUGUGUGCUUCAAGCCAAGAAGAGGUAUGUGGGAUACAAGUACGAGUCACCAGAUCAGAAAGAACCAGAGUUUGAUGCCAAAGGAAUAGAGACAGUGAGGAGAGACUCCUGCCCAGCAGUUGCAAAGAUCUUGGAGCGGUCGCUCAAAACCCUCUUUGAGACCAAGGACGUGUCAAAGGUCAAACGUUACGUACAGCAGCAGUUCCAGAAGCUCAACGCAGGUCAGAUCGGUCUACAAGAUCUCAUCUUUGCCAAAGAGUACAGGGGAAGACAGUACUAUAAACCAACCUCCUGUGUGCCAGCUUUGGAGAUCGCCAAGCGAAAACUUGCCGUUGACCGUCGGUCGGAGCCCAGGGUGAGCGAGAGGGUCCCCUACGUGGUGGUGCACGGUAGCCCCGGCUUACCCCUCAUCCAGCUGGUCCGUACCCCUCAGGAUUACCUCCAGGACCCCUCCUACAACCUCAACGCCCCUUACUACAUCACCAGGCAGAUCAUCCCGGCAUUGAACAGGGUGUUUGGCAUGAUGGCUGUAGAUACCUUGGAGUGGUACCAAGAACUGCCAAAGGUAGUCCACGUCAACACCGUCCCCAGCAAGGCUAAAGGGUCAGCUAAUGCCAGGAAGGGCACCAUCUCCCAGUACUUCUGCAGCCUGAACUGUGCAGUAUGCGAUCGUUUGACCCAGUCUGGUCUCUGUGAGGUAUGUCGGUCAAGCCCCCAGACAACGGUCACCUCAUUGAUGAAGAGGGUCCAGGAUUGGGAUCGAGCCAGGGCACAGAUAAACAAGAUCUGUACAAGCUGCUGUGGCUUUGCCGACAACAAGCAGCAUUGCGCCACCCUGGACUGCCCAAUCCGGUUCCAACUGGUCAAAACCGAACACAAGAUGGAGAAAGUGGAACACUUCCUCUCAUUGGUGCAAUCCAUAGACCCUCCUAGUACGUGAGCUCCGAUUGGCUGACUGUGUUACAUGUAUGUAUGUCUGUCCCUACCAAUCAAAUUGGGCCAUUGUGUUGUUCUCUGCAAUGAAGCUGGGAUCGAUUUGUCAGUGUACGAGUGUAUUUGUCCUGCAGUACAGGUGCAAAGAUUGAUUGAGAUACGUGUUCUUUUCUAAAAAGAUAUCCAGUAUCUUAAGUGUAUAUUACAGUAUGUGCCAUAUGUAGUUAUGAUAUAUUAAAUGCCAAGAACAUGUUUACAAUUCUCUGUGUAUUAACAGUAUACCUGUAUAGAACUUUCAGCAGUACUUUGCACUUGAAGCAUGGCAGAGGCUUGAAAAGAGUUGCUUACUGCAAUACCAUAAAGAACAAAUUCAACAGUCGUCAUAUUAAAACGUAAAAUUUCUUUAUGCAUUUUUGUGUCAAUCACUCUGGUGAUUUUUUAAUGUUUUUUAAAAUAAAUUGUACAUAUUACCUACAAGUACAGUGACUUAGCCAAAUUUGUGAAUGCACUUCACAAUAUGAGAUGUUACUUGAUUUGUGCAUUUGAUUUUGUUGCGUAAAAUAUUUUGAUUACAACGUUUGCUGCAUUUUAGGCCUACCUCCUUGUCCGCCAUAACAGUGUUCCUGUAAUUAUGAAUUGUGUACUUCUUUUAAGGAUAAGUUAAAAAGAAAUGUUUUCUAUUUAAAAAAUUCCCCUAAAUAGUAGCCCUCAUAUUGAGUCAUAAAUCGCAUUCAGAGGUUGCAGUACUCACCUUCAAACCUGGACAACACAUGGAUUUGAAACGCACUUCUGGUCAAGGAAGGUACAGUAAUCUAUCUAGAUUUUGAGGAUUAAUCCUUCACUGAAUAGGGACUAUUUAACUAAGAUCUGGACUAUUUAACAUACAUCUAAAGUUGAUUGCCAACCAUCUUGCUUAAUUCUUUGUAAUUGAACUAAGAUUUAACAAUUUGCCAUGAUGGGUGAACCGGUAUGCAUGUGCUAUACUGUGGCACCAACAACGAUGUAGGCUAAGGUCAAUAGGUAGCCCUGUUCUAGAAAUAGUAUCUUUAUUGAUGUUGAUAAUGAUAUGAACAUGCAGUUAUGAUUUUGCACUGAAAUAAGAGUAUAGAUACCGUGAAAUCUUGUUCAGUAUUUCCUUACAGUCUGUCACAGAGAGAUUUGUCCCAUUUGCUUGCCCUGCUGCGAAAUGAUAUUGCCUCUAGAUAUAGAUGUCACUAGAGCAAUAAAAUAUUCAACUUCAUUUUUAGUACUGAAAAACCACUACAUUUGCAUCAUGAACUUCGAAGAAUCAAUAAUGUUAGUCCAUUAAUAAGCUGCACAAUUUUUGAAGAAUCCGACCACUCGUUAAAUUCACAUAAUAUGUGUGCUCAUAAAAAUUCAUGUUUUUACAGGAGCUUAUAAAUUGUUUGAAUAGGAACAAUUAGCAUUAAGAUGAAGCAAAACAGAAUUUUUUUUUCGACACAUUUUUUCAGGAUAAAAGAGGCUUCAGAGUUUGAACCGUUCUGAGAGUGUAAACCUUAUGUUUGGAUAAACUUGACAUGGCUUGACUGAGUAAAUUAACUUUUUUUUUAGAUAUUCAAUAAGUGCUGCAAAAAAACAACAACAUUAAAAUCAAAUCAAAUUUAUUAGGUGCCAAAUAUAUGCAAUUUCUUUUGAUAACAGGAUUCACUGUCUCCAAGAAUUCUAUGCAUCUAUGUUUUGGUUGUUUUUGUUUAAAUCAGACGCGAAGCCGCUGCCAUUUUGUACUUACAUGUACCUUAUGUAUUUCUGAUUUAUUUCUAGUUCAAGAUGAAUUUGCACUCAUUAAUAAUUGUUCUUUCCCAUCCUACUGUCAUUUGUUUGAACCAUUUUUAUCCAUUGGUAAAGUAAAGUCAACAAAUGUUAUUGUUAUGUUCACCCUGGUUUUCAUGUGUUUUUGUUUUCUUCUAAUGAGUACUCGGUGCUCAUGUUUGAUAUCUGUGUACUGAUGUUUCCUGAAUCCAAAUCAAGGUUUCGGUGUCAUCAUCAUCAUCAUUAUCAUCAUCAUCUUCCAAGCUCAUCCAAGCAACUCCAUACUCAAACCUCAUUUGGCUUCCCUUGUGUUUUUAAAAUUGGUUUGUGACCUUUGAACCCAGUGAAGUGCCGAAUCGUUUUGGCGUUACAUUUAUGCGUUUCUUUGACUUUUUAUUUGUAACAUAUCAAUCUGAACUUGCAUUGUAAGAUUUGAUUAUUAUGGAAAUCUUACAACGUGAAAAUGUUUGUGAAAAAUGGGGUGUAUUAGUUAUCUAUUGCAAAUUACAAAUAUGUUGAGUAUUCUAGGAAAAUCAUUCUAGGAAAAAAAAAACUUUAGUGUACUAUUGCUCUCAAUCGAGUGCUGUAAAUACGUUUGUACAUUUAUAAUGUUGGUUUGAACAACGCACUGCAUCUUGUUGUAAAGGUUCUGUGUUUGUAUGUUUUUUUUAGUUUACUGACUUAUUUACUGUUUAUAAUCAGGUCACAAAGAUGUAUAUUAGGUUUGUUUUACUCCAUAUAGCUCUGAUACUGCUGUAAUGAAAUUGUCAUGAUCAUGUAUGCAUCUUGUAUUAUUUAGGUUGUUCAUGUGGAUUUGUUGUUGUUUUGAGAAGAAUUUUCACGUAAUAGGUAUUCACACUAUUUUGAUAGCAUUCACUGAAUAAAUGUUUACUCAAAUCAUUGCGUGUAUUUUUUUUGCAUCAAAAGUUACCAGCAAUUGUUCUAUAGUACCAAGGGAGCUAAUCUCCUUAAUCAUGAUGUUUUAUUUUGUUUGUUGCUAGGGAAUAUACCUAGCAUACAAUUUGUCAAUAUAUGAAUUUUGAAACUGGAAAGGUAAUUGGAAAAAAGUGAGCUAAAAUAUACAAUGGCGUGUACAGAUAUGUGUUGUACAAAAUCAAGAAUGAUGAAGAAGAUGAAAAAAGGGAAAGAAGAUUUUAUUUCCAUGCUCUUUUUCUUCUUUUAUGUUAUCAUUAAAGGUUUUUAGAUAGGGAUGUAUUUGUUACUGAAAAGUAAAUAUGAGGAUGUUCACCUGUGUAGAAAAGAAGAAAAAUCAAGCUCAUCGUGAUAUUUUUGUGCUGUUUCAUGGAACAUUGUAACCGAUAUAAUGUCCAUGUACCUUGUUUUAUUGUCUGAUUCGAGAUAUUGAUUUCUUCUUGUUUCUGUGUGUAUUCAUGAGUAUAUUAAAUUUCAAGUGUUUUAAUUAUGCCAACUGGUAAACAUCACUUUUUGUUGUAGAUAUGUAAAUGUAUGGGUUCUUUUCAGCCCCUGUGACAGUACAACUCCUAAAUUAAAUCAUUGAUUGAAAAAUUAAGUUUGUCAACCCAAAUGGGUAAUAUGACACAGAGAUAUUGAUCUGUUUUUGGCAGAGUUUAUGAGAAAGAGGUAGAUUGAUCAAGUUCAUGCACGUUUUAAAAUUGUAAUGGGUGAAGAACUGGUUGGAAUAUAAAAAAAAAUUAGUUGUAUAUUUGACUUAAAGGAAGGCUAUGUAGAAGUGUAUAUAUUUAGGAUGAAAUGUACAGCAAAAAACAUACAGUUUAGCAAGUUUCCUAGUAGAUUGUACACGUAGCCAGAGUAUCGGACCAAAAUGAUGUGUGUUAAUGUCGCAUUGCAUUAGUCGAUCAUAGACAUUGUUGUUACGAGUCAGAAACUAAAGAUGUGUACUUCAUGUUUUGUUGUCACAUAUUAUCUUUGUUUUAUGUUUUUACCACAACAGUAUUUGACAGGUGGAGCAUCUUGCUAUAUGUUUAAUCAUGUGGAUUAUAUUAGUAGAUGACAAUGUUGCUUGUGGUCUCCUCAAUAGGUUUAUUUGUUUUUUCUUUCGUCUCUCGUUUUGUUUUAUUUGUUGAGAUUAUUGACCAGUUUUAUCCUUCUUCCCGCUUACUUUGAUAUUCUUCAGUUGUGAAAAAAUUAUGAAAAGUAUUCAGGAAUAGAUUGUUGAUAACAAUAUCAUGUGCAACGAUCCAUAGCAGCCAAGCUGUGCUUGUGAGAGGAACACAUACUAUUUAAAGCUUGCCUAAACAUAGUGUUAUCGAUGUGAUAGUGACCCCGAUGAUUUGAGUGGCAUGUAUUUCGCAUUAUUCUUAAAUUUCUGCAAGUGAGCUCAACUUAUAGCGCUUGUAUGGCCAUACGAGUGGAGUGUCACCUUGGUGACGUUUACGUAUUACAUUUUGAUAUAGAAUUCCGUGGAGUAUAUAAGCAUUAUGAGCAAAUAUCACAGAAAAUUUGAUUAAUUUCUGCUUCCGUACACGUACUAUGCCGCUCAUGAUUACAAUGUAAUUGAAAGUGGUUGUCAACAGGAAGCAGACUUUUUUAUGUUCGCUAUUUUCUUGUCCCAUUGGCAUUUUCGUUUUCAGUUUACAAUUUUCAAUCAUAUUGCUUCUUUUAAUAUACAUUUUAAUUUGUAUUAAAUUAAGGAAAAGUGAAAGAAAGAAAUAAUUAGUGGCAAUUCAAGGGGCGAAGCCCAUUCAUAAAAUGCCUCCAUUUUCUUUCUAAAAAUGAGUGCCAACGCAACUUUGCCUCUAACAAAAUACGCACGUAAUCGUUUAGGACUUUAUUGAAAAGACUAUGUUGGUUUUUUGUGUCCACCGGUGCAAUAGAUACAUAUAUUACAUCAAAUUUUGUUUGGUUUACAGAGAAAUCACCAGUUAUUGAAGAGAACUAUAAGUGUUUCCCGUAUCUAUGUAUUUGAUGACCUUGAAAUAUUUAAAUGUGAGGUGGACCAGUAUGACAGUUAAUUGAUUGUUUUCUGCUGAUUUAAUUGGGGGCUCUUUGUUAUGUUGUAUUUUGUCAUCUAUUGAUUGUAGAUUCGUUGUUAAAAAAGAUGAGUAAUAGAGGCAUGUUUAUGGUAGGAGUUAAAUAAUCAUGAUUGUGGUAAAUAAUCAUCUGUUAGUGUUCAUCAACUUGUACUUAAUGUGUUUACGUUUUUUUUUCCUAGAGUAAUUCGUUUUCUAGAACAAUGCUCGUUGAAUUUUCCCUUCUGCAAAGGUGGAAACGUAGGGUGGACUUGUCGUUUAUGUACAUACAAACAUUAGGGGUCCCAGCGUUGAUCCCUGUGGAACUCCUCAAUGAACAAUACUUAAUGUACUUAAAACACAUGAAGGUUAUGUUCCAGCUUUAGCGUGACUGAUAUUGUAAACGAAACGUUUCGGCCUCUAGCGGGCUCGACGUUAAGGUGUUGUGGGAAAAAAGAAUCUAUGUUUUAAAUAGAUGUUUUGUGAACUGAAAAUAGAUCUCGUUUUGAAGGUUAUGUUAUUGUAUCGUCUGCGCAAACGAAUCAUGAUGUAAUGCCAUCUUAUAUUUUGUACAUUUUUGCGCUCGUGGUGAGUUCUACUUGUAGUGUUGUAAGGAUUGGAUAAGAAAGUUGUUUGGCUGAAAUAAAAGGCUUACUUUUGAAACGCCAA